Molecule: messenger RNA, 4633 nt
Organism: Dermacentor albipictus
Lineage: Eukaryota; Metazoa; Arthropoda; Arachnida; Ixodida; Ixodidae
Source: RefSeq, a predicted model, not a curated record
GCCAGUCCAAAUCCGCAUCAUUGAAUCGCGUGCCGCUCCUGCUGCUCGUGCCGGCUGCUGGAACACCACACGAGUCGAACACUUCGGCUCUGGCAUGGAGCGUUGGCAUAUCGAGCCGAGCUUCCCGUAAGUAGUCCAGCCUUCGUGACAAAACGCCUGGCCGCGACGUAAGAAAAAAAAAAUGGCGUGGCUAUUCGCAAACGAAGGCCUGGCGCAUGACAACCUCACCGAGCCGGUCAAGGAGCUCUCGGAAAAAUGGAAGCUGCUGCCAGCGUUCCUCAAGAUGCACGGCCUGGUGCGGCACCAUAUCGACUCCUUCAACCACUUCAUCAACGUCGAGAUCAAGGAGAUCAUGCGCGCCAACGAGCGCAUCACGAGCGACGCUGACCCGAGUUUCUACCUCAAGUACUUGGACAUCCGCGUGGGUAAGCCCAACACCGAGGAAGAGUUCAAGGUCCACCUGCAGACGACGCCGCACGAAUGCCGAUUGCGGGACAUGACUUACUCGGCCCCAAUCGUGGUGGACAUUGAGUACACCCGCGGCCAGGAGCGGGUGCUGCGCUCGGACUUCCCGAUCGGCCGCAUGCCCAUCAUGCUGCGCAGCGCAAACUGCGUGCUGGCCAACAAGACCCACUUCGAGAUGGCCAAGCUGCAGGAGUGCCCGUACGACCCCGGCGGCUACUUCGUCGUGAACGGCGUCGAGCGCGUCAUACUGAUGCAGGAGCAGCUCUCGAAGAACCGCAUGAUCGUCGAGGAAGACCGCAAGAGCGGAGUCAUGUGCCAGGUCACCAGUUCCACGCACGAGCGCAAAAGCCGCACCGUGGUCGGUGUCAAGCACGGCCGCUACAUCCUGAAGCACAACUGUUUCACAGAGGACAUUCCAGUGGGCAUUGUGUUCAAGGCCAUGGGUCUGGAGUGCGACCAAGGCAUCGUGCAGAUGAUUGGCACCUCCGAUGCCGUCCAGGCAGCCAUUGCUCCAUCCCUGGAGGAGUGCCACCGUGCCAAAGUGUUCACACAGACCCAAGCCCUACAGUACCUUGGUGGCAGGCUCAAGCACCGGCGCAUGUUCUUUGGGGGAGGAGCCGGCGGCGGUGGCAGUCACCGCAAGUCUGUCGUUGACGAUGCGAGAGACAUUCUUGCGACCACUGUGCUGGCUCAUGUUCCAGUUGAGGAUUUCAACUUCCGCAUCAAGUGCUUCUACCUUGCCAUCAUGGUGCGUAGAGUCAUCGAUGCCCAAUCCAACAAGGAGUUGCUUGACGACCGUGACUACUAUGGUAACAAGAGGCUUGAGCUUGCCGGCUCACUGCUGUCGCUCUUAUUUGAAGACCUGUUCAAGCGUUUUAAUGCGGAGCUCAAGCUUGUUGCCGAUAAGACAAUCCCAAAGGUCCGGGCAACCCAGUUUGACGUCAUCAAGUAUAUCCGGCAGGACCUGAUCACCCAUGGACUGUGCAUGGCUAUUUCGACAGGAAACUGGACUGUCAAGCGGUUCAAGAUGGAACGCAUUGGCGUCACACAGGUGCUGACAAGGCUCUCCUACAUCUCGGCCCUUGGCAUGAUGACGAGGGUCAACAGCCAGUUUGAGAAGACUCGGAAGGUGUCCGGCCCCCGGUCACUUCAGCCGUCCCAGUUUGGUAUGCUCUGCCCCAGUGACACUCCCGAAGGUGAGGCAUGCGGUCUGGUCAAGAAUCUGGCCCUCAUGACCCACAUCACCACCGACAUAGACGAGGCAUUUAUAGUGCGGCUACUACGGAACCUCGGUGUGGAAGACCUUCAACUCCUCAAUGGGGAAGAGCUCUCUGAUCCAUCGGUGUACCUAGUCUUUCUCAACGGCAACAUUCUGGGUGUCAUCCAAGACCACGUUCGACUUUUGAAGACACUCCGCCUUCUUCGUCGGUCAGGCUACUUGUCUGAGUUCGUCUCCCUGCACACUAGCAACUUGCAGCGUUGCGUCUACGUCUCGGCUGAUGGUGGUCGUAUGUGCCGGCCGUACAUUAUCGUUGAGAAGGGGCGCCCUAAGCUGACCAACGCACACCUUGAAGACCUCACAAGGGGGCUCCUGUUCUUCAAUGACCUCGUUCGCAGGGGCAUCGUAGAGUUCCUUGAUGUCAACGAGGAGAAUGACAGCCACAUCGCACUCCGUGAAAUGGACAUCACCUCACAGACGACGCACCUAGAGAUUGAGGCCUACAGCCUGCUCGGAGUGUGCGCAGGUAUUAUUCCAUACCCGCACCACAACCAGUCACCACGGAACACAUACCAGUGCGCUAUGGGCAAGCAGGCGAUGGGCACCAUCGGUCUUAACCAGCGCAACAGGAUAGACUCGCUCAUGUACCUUCUGGUCUACCCACAUCGGCCAAUGGUUAAGACCAAGACCAUUGAGCUCAUCAACUUUGAAGAGCUGCCGGCUGGCCAGAAUGCGACUGUGGCUGUUGUGAGCUACAGCGGAUACGAUAUAGAGGAUGCCAUCGUAAUGAACCGGUCAUCUAUCGACCGCGGCUUUGGCCGGUGCCAGGUGUACAGGAACCAGAAGUGCGUCAUCAAGAAGUACGCAAAUCAGACCAGCGACAAAGUGAUGGGACCGCUCGUGGACAGCACCAACAUGAUGCCAGUGUGGAAGCAUGAAGCCCUUGACGCUGAUGGCAUUGCACGCCCCGGCUCUCGCGUAGAGAAUCGUCAGGUUCUCAUCAACAAAUGGGUUCCUGCAGCCACUGUCACACCUGCCCAGCCUGGGCAGCCAGCGCAAGCAGAGCACAAGGAGGUUCCUGUGACUUACAAGGGCCUGGAGCCGGUGUAUGUGGAAAAGGUGCUCAUCACUUUCAACACGGAGGAGUCAUUUUUGAUGAAGCUGCUGCUGCGGCAGACGCGCCGGCCCGAGAUUGGUGACAAGUUCAGCAGCCGCCAUGGUCAGAAGGGCGUUGUGGGUCUCAUCGCGCAGCAGGAGGACAUGCCUUUCAAUGACCAGGGAAUCUGCCCCGACCUCAUCAUGAACCCGCACGGGUUCCCCUCCCGUAUGACAGUCGGCAAGCUCAUCGAGCUGCUUGCGGGCAAGGCAGGCGUUCUCAACGGGAAGUUCCACUAUGGCACAGCCUUCGGUGGAUCCAAGGUGCAAGAUGUGGGCGAAGAGCUGAUCCGGCGUGGCUUCCACUACCAGGGCAAGGACUGCCUGACCUCAGGCAUCACAGGGGAGCCUCUGUCGGCCUACAUCUACAUGGGCCCCAUCUACUAUCAGAAGCUGAAGCACAUGGUCAUGGACAAGGUGCACGCCCGGGCGCGGGGUCCUCGAGCUGUGCUCACUCGGCAGCCCACCGAGGGUCGGUCACGUGAGGGCGGGCUGCGGCUGGGUGAGAUGGAGCGUGACUGCCUCAUCGGACAUGGCGCCAGCAUGUUGCUUCUCGAGCGGCUCAUGCUGUCCAGCGAUGCUUGCGAGGUGGACGUCUGCCGAACGUGCGGCCUGCUGGGCUACUCGCAUUGGUGCCACUUCUGCCGCUCGUCAAGUGCCAUCGCGACCCUGCGCAUCCCGUACGCCUGCAAGCUACUCUUCCAGGAGCUGCUCUCCAUGAACAUCAUCCCACGGCUGGAGCUCACCAGCCACUGCAGUAACCGCAGCUUCGCCUCCACCAAGCAUUGAUGGACCCUCAUCGGUUGCCGUCAUCUGUUCAAGUGUCCAUCAGGAAAGAAUCAGCUGACUGUCAUGCCACUGACAGCUUGAACCCAUCAUCACCACUGGUCGCUCACUGCCGGAUUCAAUGAACUCCACCCAUGCUUGUGUCUUCAAUCAAGGAUGCUGGCUCUUCAAACGUCAUUGGACCUUGCAAAAAAGUUUGUUGCUAUCCACGCUGGCAAGACUUGAAUAUGUGAGAGAUGGCCGUCUGCAUUGGCUCACUGCAACGCAUGCCUCAUUUAUGAGAGCUGUUGCAUGGCUUUUUUUACUGGACAGGAGUGGUGUGAGAGCCUGGUUUGGAGGUUAAGUGUGACGAAUGAGAAGGUACCUGUUAACAGGAAAAUGUCCCCACUGUGAUUUACAUUUUGUUUCAGCUGACCACGAGUAGAUUGCGUUUCUAUUGAUGCUAAAGGAGAAGCUGUUCAUGCAAAAGCGCUUUAAUGUCCAUGAAAUUCCGAGACGAGAGCUCGUCAUUGAUGAGGAUAGUUGUUAAAUUUCUACUGUAAUGUCACGAUGCUGUACGGCAAAUAUAAUAUUUCUUGUUUUGUAAUAAGCGUGCAAAUGCGCAUACAGCUCACAGCUGUUUUAAUUGUGUAACCUGACACAUUUGUUUGAGAGAUUGUUUGCAUAUUCAGAUAAGGCAGAGACAGAUUAGAAAAUAUUUCUUUAUUUCUGGAAAGGCCUUUGGUUUGUUUCUGAAAGGCAUAUUCAGAUUAGUUUUCAGCUAUCUGGUUUAGGUGUUGUACAUUAGUGCAGAUUAGGUACACUCAGCUGAGAUGCUAUAAUGCAGUGCCAUUUCUUUUUCUACAGUCACUUUUGUCAAAAUUCAUCAAAACACCUUCGAGCAGUUCCUGCACCAAGUAAUAUAAGGAAGCAAGAUUUUUCAAUUACUGGAGUUUUUGGCGAGCAUUUUGUGCCUUCAGUUGCAGAAAUGUAAUGAUGAUGUCAAUAAAUGAUUAUUUAUAUAUUGUA